AGGACAGGUGGGGUAGGACGGCGCAGGAGUGGUGUCCAGUCAGCCUCAAGCGUCCGUUACUUGGUUCGCCUGCGGGGGCGGAUGCUGCUCCAAUCGACUCCAGGGUGUAAACCGACAUCAUGGCUGAUAAAAAGGACCUGGAAUGCGGUGACCCUGAGCUGGAGGGCGUGCGGAAGCCGAUGGACUUGCCGACAUUACCGAAGGCUCUCACUCUCGAAGAGAAGAAGUAUCUUUUGGCGGUCGAAAGGGGAGAUAUGGGCAAUGUCAGGAGGAUCUUGCAGAAGGCCCACCGCCAGAAGCACAUCGAUGUGAACUGCGUAGAUUCGUUAGGCCGCGGAGCUUUGACGUUGGCGAUAGAUGGGGAGAACAUGGAGAUGGUUGAACUGCUUGUCAUCAUGGGCGUGGAGACCAAGGAUGCUCUGUUGCAGGCCAUUAACGCUGAGUUUGUGGAAGCUGUCGAAUUAUUGUUGGAACAUGAGGAGCUGAUACAUAAAGAUGGGGAACCAUACAGUUGGCAGAAAGUGGAUCCAAACACGGCCAUGUUUACACCCGACAUCACGCCCCUCAUGUUGGCAGCUCACAAGAACAACUACGAAAUCCUCAAGAUAUUAUUGGAUCGGGGCGCUACUCUACCAAACCCUCAUGACGUUAGGUGUGGCUGUGAUGAGUGCAUCCGUGAGUCAACUGAAGAUUCCCUCCGGCACUCACUAGCACGCCUCAACGAGUAUAGAGCGCUGGCCUCCCCCUCGCUGAUAGCUCUGUCCUCUACCGACCCUAUACUCACUGCCUUCCAACUGUCGUGGGAGCUGAGGAACUUGGCUUUUGCUGAGCAGGAAAGCAAGGCGGAGUAUUUAGAGCUGCGUCGCCAAGCGCAGAAGUUCGCGGUAGACCUGCUGGAUCAGUCCCGCAGUUCGCAGGAGCUGGCCAUCAUCUUAAACCACGACCCCGACGAGCCCGCCUUCGUCGAGGGUGAUCACAUGAAGCUGGCGAGAUUGGAGUUGGCCAUUGAUUUUAAACAGAAAAAGUUCGUCUCCCACCCAAAUAUCCAACAACUGUUGGCCGCAAUCUGGUACGAGGGAGUCCCGGGCUUCCGUCGGAAGACGGCCAUGGAGAAGAUCAUGAUCAUCUGUAGGGUGGCUCUCUUGUUCCCUUUCUACUGCACCCUGUAUAUGAUAGCACCCAACUGCGCCACCGGGAAACUCAUGAGGAAACCGUUCAUGAAGUUCUUGAUACACGCUUCCAGUUAUCUGUUCUUCUUGUUGAUUUUGAUAUUAGUAUCACAAAGAGCGGAGGUGCAGGCUAUACAGCUAUUCGGGCCUGAUUGGAUGGUGAAGGAAUUGGAGAAGGAGCUCCUCAAGCAAAGGGGCAAUGGACCCACAUAUUUAGAGCUGGUCGUGGUUGUUUAUGUACUUGGAUUUAUCUGGGAAGAAACUCAAGAGAUCUAUAUAGAGGGCAUACGUUCUUAUCUUCGCAACAUGUGGAAUUUCAUUGACUUUACCCGAAACUCUUUAUACGUGGCCGUCGCUUUAUUGAGGUUCGCGGCAUACCUCCAACAAACAGCAGAGAUCAGGAGAGAUCCUCAGACAAAGUUCAUACCUAGAGAACAGUGGGAUCCGUUUGAUCCUCAGCUUAUAGCUGAAGGUCUGUUCGCUGCAGCUAAUAUAUUCAGUGCCUUGAAGCUGGUCCACCUGUUCUCCAUCAAUCCCCACCUUGGGCCGCUGCAGAUCUCCCUCGGCCGGAUGGUCAUCGACAUCGUCAAGUUCUUCUUUAUUUACAGCUUGGUGCUAUUUGCUUUCGCAUGUGGUCUCAAUCAACUGCUUUGGUAUUUCGCGGAUCUAGAGAAAAAGAAAUGUUACGUAUUACCUGGAGGUCUACCCGAUUGGGAUAACGCUGGUGACUCUUGUAUGAAGUGGAGGAGUUUUGGCAACGUAUUUGAAGCAUCGCAGUCACUUUUCUGGGCCUCUUUUGGGAUGGUCGGUCUUGAAAACUUCGAGUUGGCGGGCAUCAAGAGUUACACUCGGUUUUGGGGCCUGUUGAUGUUCGGUUCUUACUCCGUGAUCAACGUCAUCGUAUUACUGAACCUGCUCAUCGCUAUGAUGUCCAAUUCGUAUGCGAUGAUUGAUGAACAUUCCGAUGUGGAGUGGAAAUUUGCUAGAACUCGACUGUGGAUGAGCUACUUCGAGGAGAGCGCGACACUACCCCCGCCUUUUAACAUCAUGCCUACACCAAAGUUACUCCUCAAAAUGUUAGGCUUGAGAAAGAAGGAUAAAAUGAGGAAAAUAAAGACAAAGGAACAGAAAGAGAAAGAGCACGAUGUCCGGUACACGGCGGUCAUGAGAGCUCUCGUUUGGAGAUAUGUGUCCGCGAUGCACAGAAGAAUGGACGACGAACCAGUCACAGAAGAUGACGUCAACGAACUUAAAGGAGACGUGUCGGCUCUACGAUAUGAACUUCUAGAAGUUUUCGAGAAGAACGGAAUGGACGUCUCGUUCACCGAUAGGAAAGAGAAGAUGGUGCUGGGUAAACGCAUGAAAGUAUGGGAGCGGCGGCUGAUGAAGGACUUCCAUGUAGCGCCAGUCGCGAUCGACGACGAGGACAGGCCGCCUGCUGAGGAUGGACUCGCUAAAUUCAGGAGGAUCGCAAAGAUGGCGGUUGCAAACACCACUAACGCCAAAUGGGAUCAAACUCUUGCUGGGACCGGUGUUUCAAGUCAAAUUGGACGCUGUCGCAGCAGAGAAUCCUUCAAGAAUCAACAGAACUUACAGCGAGCUAUGGAUGAAGCUAGGAAGUUGGUGUUGAGGUCACCGUUACCAGAGGGUUCUAGAGGUGCCUCCCCUAUAGAAAUGCCGGUGACUCCUGGACAUACCUUAUUGGAAUUAAUCAAGGAUAUAUCAACAGAAGUUGGGGAGCCUGUCGAUCUAUCAUCCCCAACUCCUAGAUCGCCCUGGAAACCAGGUGAGAGUUCUGGCCCUCCUGGUUUGUUGCUGACUGCGGCUGGGGCCCGCAGUAAAGCAGCAUCACCUAAACCACGUUCACCAAGCCCUGCCCAAGCGUCCAAGUUACCAUCCAAGAGUGCCACGCCUGUACUCUCUCGAGGUCAGAGCCCCGUGUCGAAGCCUAUCAGCUCGGUCAGCGAGGAGACGGUGCCUCAACCAGAACCAAGUCCACUGAAAUCGAAGCGCGUGCCGGGCGAAUCACCACCGAAAGUGAUCAAGAGGAAGCCACCCGUGCCACCUGUGCAACCUGGAGAUGAGAAGGUGGAAAUAUUAGCUGAUGUGGAGACGAAGCUGCCCGUUGAGGACAUAGUUGUAGCGCGACCGGUAGCUCCAGAGAUCAAGCCCACUGAGGGGGCAAUACCACCGCCGCCACCACCGGUCAAACCUAAGGCACCCCCCGCACCGGUGAUGGAGGUGACCCCGAGUACACCCCCUGUGCACUCGGCCGAACCUCCACCCGUGUCUCCAAUUCCUGCCGCGAAGCCCCCUUCACCACCCAAAGCUCCGACACCAGCGCCGAGGGUGGCUUCUCCUCAGCCCUCUACUUCUGAACCAGCUACCUUGCCCCAAACACCACCAAAGCGCCUCUCGUCAACAUCAAGCACUGAACAGUUGAUACCACCGGCGUCACCGGAACCCCUCCGCCCCAUCAAGAAGCUGGAAGACGUGAAGACCAUUAAAAGACAGCCAAAAACUGGCUGGCUUUAAACCACAUAAUUAAUCAUCAUCAUCAUCAUCAUAUCAGCCUUUAACUGUCCACUGCUGAACAUAAGCCUCCCCCUUGGGGAGGUUUUGCCAAUAGUCAGGUUUUAGAGAUGUUUUAAGAGGGAUGCUGCUGCUCAUCUCUCAUCCUCCCUUAGUCUCUAUAAAAAAAUCUAGGAAUGUCUCUUUCAUUUUUAAAUAGAUUUAUUUUAAGGAUCUAAUAAGUGCAUGUAAUGUAAGUGCCAUUAUUGAAAUGUACAUAAUUAUUGCUGUAGGCUGUGAACUUGAUGACAUAUUGCAGUACAUAAUAUAAUAUAAAAGAGUUUUAUAUGCUUUUUUGUUUACACAGAAAAAAAGAUUACAUAUGCGUAAGUUACAGUUGAUUUAUUUUAAAGACAUUUUUGAGUUACAUUGUGACUUAACCAUUAUUUUUUAUUUAAUUUUUAAUGAUUAAUAAUAAUUUAAUUAUUUUUCAUUCCAAAAUUGCAUGAAAACUUAAAUUAAAUUCAAUUUGUUGCUACAUUAAAACAAAUGGAAAUGGAAAUAAAAGCAAAAAUCUUAAAUAUAUAUGUAUAAUACAUACAGGCCAAUAUAAAUAGACGUACUCAUUAAUACGUAAUGUUCCAAUUGUGCGGAGUUCGAAUCUACGACCACUGGACAGCGAGGCACUGUGUUAAGCCGCUACACCACCAAGGUCGUCAAAACUACACAAUAUGAUGUCUACGCUACAUGUAUAACGAUAAAAUAAUGAACUCACGGUGAAUUUGCGAUGAGAAAAAAAAAAGGAAAUUAAGUGUAAAAAAUAUGUGUAAAAUGCACCACCAAUUUGCGUGAAUUUACAGGGUACAGAGGAAUAACAUCUGAGUCCUCAGGAAUGACAACGCAUGGGGGUAUCAUGGGCGAAACAGUAUACUCUGUUAUGUUCAUGUUAUGCUCAUGUCUAUAGGCGACGGUUACCACUUUCCAUCAGGUGGGCCGUCAGCUUGUUUGCCAUUCUAAGUUGUAUAAAAAAAAAACCAAGUUCCUCAAAAAUACGCAAUAAGAUAUGUGUACAAGUCAAAAAUAAGUCGGUGUACAAUCGGCAUAGUGUCAGCAGAAUGACAAAUAGUGUACGAACAGAGCGCGUAGUUUCAGAGCGUCAAAUUCAUGACUAAUGUGAAUGUCUGAUAGACCGCUUUCGUCGUCUCCACUCGACAUUCGAUACUAUGACGAUAAUGUAGACACAUUACGAUUUUUCCCCAGUAUUUCGUUAUACAGAAUGGAUUCCAUUACAGAUGGGUAUAUACAUAUUUUAAUAAUGCAAUAAAAUUGUAUGGUUCAUCGAUAUGAGGGGUUUUAAGCUUUAGAAGUCAAAACAAUAGUAUUUAGAAUUUUUCUCUGCUUGUUUAUAUAAAACACACUGUACCAAAUUGGAUGCAGUUUUCACAGUUGUGUUUUUGGAGAUCUAAGUUAAAAACUGGCGUACGUUUUAUUUUUUCUUUUUCAUUCGGAAGUGUUUUUUUUUUUUUAAGUUUAAAAUCCAAACGUAUGACGAAACGGGCAAAAACCCCGUAUAUAUAUAUUCAAUAUCUUCAGCCAUAAACAAUAUAUAUUAUACCAUAAUAAAAUUCAUAAAACAUGGUGUUAUUUGAGCUGUGAUUCAAGCAACCCUUCACACUCCAUGACAUGGGUUAGUCCGCAUUCGACCCUUACUUAAACUCGCUAUAGUAAACCGAACAUUACUGGCCUCGUAACUUACAAUAGACUUGAUUUUUUUGAUGGAAACUUUGAUCUCAUGUAAGUUCAUAGAAACUGAAAGUUUACGACCAUAUAUGUAUCUCUGAUCUGACAAUAUAUGUGAUAUCAAUAGGGUUUGAUUAGAUCAAACUUUAAUAAAUACUUUUAUUUGAUCAUGACUAUUUGACCAAUCUUUAUGUGAAUAAGUAAUAAAUAUUUAAAAAAACAAACUUGUUAUUUUACGUUUAAACAUUAAUAGCACAGUUUUUAAAUACAGAUUUAUUAUUUCAACUUACAUAAGUGGUGGAGGAAACAAUAUUAUAGGUUUAUAUAUAUCAAUUACAUACAUACAUACAUACAUACAUAUCCGUCACGACCGUCUCCCAUUAGGGUAGGCAGAAACAAUGGAACGCCAAAUGCUUCGAUUCGAACAAACCUCUUUCGCUUCUUCCACAUUCAUCAAUCUUUUCAUACACGCUCGCCGGUUACGGGUACUUUUAAUUUGGCCCUUCUUCAGUACGUCGCCUAUUUGGUCAACAUACGUCCAUCUAGGGCGGCCCCUACCGACAUCUCUAUUCAUUCUUGCUCGAUAAAUCUCUUUCGUAAUUCUUCUUUCAUCCAUCCUUUCCAAAUGACCAAACUAUCGCAACAUUCUUUUUUUUUAAUUAUAAACAGAAUUUGUAUCGUUUACAUGUAUAGAUAAAAAUAUGUUUAAAAUAUAUUAAUCACAUUUGUGGUAGAAUAUAAAUAGUGCAAACAAGCAUACGGCCCACCUGAUGGUAAGCGGUUACCGUAGCCUAUGAACGUCUGCAACACCAAAGUUAUUACGCGUGCGUUGCCGACCCUGAAGAGAAGAAAGAAACCUCUUUAGCCCCUUUUUGAAGAACCCCAUGAUGUAGUCCCUUGGGAAAACCUCGACAGGAAGUUCAAUCCAUAACCUGAGUACAGAUAAUAUAAUUACUAUAAUAUAAUAUAAUACAAGUGAGUAUUAGUGGGAGAAAACAUCUCUGAAACCGCGUUGUAUGCGACCAUCUAGGUCAUAUGUACAUACCGGACGAUUUGAAAUGGUUAUCCGGAUUAGUAUUUAAACAACUAAUAUCUGAACCUCAAAAAGAUGAAAGAC
This is a messenger RNA of Galleria mellonella (greater wax moth), 6537 nucleotides long. It is a transcript of the gene trpl, whose product is annotated as transient-receptor-potential-like protein. The record is from RefSeq and is a predicted model, not a curated record. NCBI's taxonomy places the organism in Eukaryota, Metazoa, Arthropoda, Insecta, Lepidoptera, Pyralidae. Gene Ontology annotation, molecular function: inositol 1,4,5 trisphosphate binding; protein binding; store-operated calcium channel activity. Gene Ontology annotation, biological process: regulation of cytosolic calcium ion concentration; calcium ion transmembrane transport; manganese ion transport. Gene Ontology annotation, cellular component: cation channel complex; membrane. The coding region runs from base 120 to 3704 and encodes 1194 amino acids. The transcript is spliced from 24 exons.